AUGCCUGCGUUCUCUUAUCUUCUUCUCGACAUCGAAGGUACCAUAACAAGUAUUUCGUUUGUAAAGGACGUACUAUUCCCAUGCGCUCAUAAAGGAGUAGAACAAUUUCUGCGAGAGCAUUUUGAUGAUGAUAAUUUGACAAAAAUAAUAGAUGAUAUCCGAGAAAUUUCCCAGCAAGAAUCAAGAUUGGAUACUGGUAUAAGAACGGUGAGAACUAACAAAGAGGAGUGCAUUGAAGACGUUACCCGUAAUGUGAGACACUGGAUUGAUAUCGAUAAAAAGGUUACGCCCAUGAAAGCCUUGCAAGGUUUGAUUUGGGAGGAAGCCUACAUAAGAGGAGACGUCAAAGGACAUGUCUACCCGGAUGUGCUACCUUCGCUGAAGGCAGUGUCUGUACCCGUUUAUAUCUACUCCUCUGGGUCUGUGCUAGCUCAGAAGUUGCUGUUCAAACAUUCUGUGGUCGGAGAUAUGACUAAGUUAACGCCUAUGAAAGCCUUGCAAGGUUUGAUUUGGGAAGAAGCCUAUAAAAGAGGAGACGUCAAAGGACAGUGGGUAUACGAAAGUUCUUUUCCAAUAAGAUAUAUUUGCUUAACCCACUUAUGUUCCAGUGUUUACCCGGAUGUGCUACCUUCGCUAAAGAUGUUGUCGGUACCCGUUUACAUCUACUCCUCUGGGUCUGUGCUAGCCCAGAAGUUGUUGUUUGAACAUUCUGUGGUCGGAGACAUGACGAAGAUUCUCUCCGGUUACUUUGAUACCAACGUCGGACUCAAGGGAGAUUCACAGUCAUACAAGAAGAUUUGUGAACAGAUAGGAGCAGCUGCUUCCGAAGUUCUAUUUCUUACUGAUGUGGAAGCAGAAGCAAGAGCUGCUAGAAGCGCUGGGCUGCAAACGAUGCUUGUCGUUCGAGAAGGAAACGCACCAUUGUCAGAAAAUGCAAAACAGGAGUUCAAAAUAAUUUAUUCGUUGGAGGAACUGAUACCCAAAUGA
Messenger RNA from Cylicostephanus goldi, 987 nucleotides. Lineage: Eukaryota; Metazoa; Nematoda; Chromadorea; Rhabditida; Strongylidae. The record is from the annotation of a GenBank genome assembly.